GCCUGCCCGGCUCGACCCACGCGGCGCGGCGUGGUGACGCCUGCGCUGCCCGAGGAAGGGGCGGGGCCGGGGCGGGCCUCCGCGCUCCUCCCGCCCUCUCUCUGUCCGGACUCUCCCUCCCCUUCCCUCCCCCACACUCGGCCCCGUCAGCUCGGGGGUGCUUUCGUCGCGUAGCGUCUCGUCUGCCCGGCCCGGCCAGGCCAGCGGGCAAAUGCCCCGAGCUGCCGCGGCCGCCGCCGCCGACUCGGCCGGUGGCGGUGUGGGAGGCAGGCGACCAGCCCGGGGCCGCUGAGUGUGACAGACGGGGCCGGGGGCCGCUAGGCGCCCCGGCGUCGGUGGCUCUGCGCGGAUCAUGUAUUUCCUGAGCGGCUGGCCCAAGAGGCUGCUUUGCCCUCUGGGGAGCCCGGCCGAGGCGCCUUUCCACGUUCAGUCCGACCCGCAGAGGGCUUUCUUCGCGGUGCUGGCCCCGGCCCGCCUCAGCAUCUGGUACAGCCGACCUAGUGUGUUAAUUGUAACCUACAAGGAAUCCACAAAAUCAUCUACUCAGUUUGGAUCCUACAAGCAAACUGAAUGGAGGCCAGAUAGUACCAUGAUAGCUGUGUCAACGGCACAUGGCUACAUCUUGUUUUUUCAUAUUACAUCUGCAAGAGGGGACAAGUACCUUUAUGAACCAGUGUAUCCCAAAGGAAGUCCGCAAAUGAAGGGGACACCCCAUUUCAAGGAAGAACAGUGUGCUCCUGCAUUAAAUUUAGAAAUGAAGAAAAUACUGGAUUUGCAAGCACCUAUUAUGAGUUUGCAGUCUGUAUCAGAAGAUCUCCUAGUUGCUACUUCUGAUGGACUUCUUCAUCUUAUUCACUGGGAAGGAAUGACAAAUGGGAGGAAAGCCAUUAAUCUUUGCACAGUACCCUUUUCAGUAGACCUACAGUCAUCUAGAGGUUCAUUUCUGGGCUUUGCAGAUGUGUACAUCAGAGACAUGGAAUAUUGUGCCACAUUGGAUGGGUUUGCUGUUGUGUUUAAUGACGGUAAAGUUGGAUUUAUUACACCAGUAUCAAGUAGAUUCACUGCAGAGCAGCUUCAUGGAGUUUGGCCACAAGAUGUUGUUGAUGGAACGUGUGUAGCAGUAAAUAACAAGUAUCGGUUAAUGGCAUUUGGUUGUGCAAGUGGUUCUGUGCAGGUUUAUACAAUAGAUAACACCACUGGAGCCAUGCUUCUAUCUCAUAAAUUAGAACUAACAGCAAAACAGUAUCCUGACAUUUGGAAUAAAACAGGAGCUGUUAAAUUGGUCAGAUGGUCUCCUGACAAUAGUGUUGUAAUAGUUACCUGGGAAUAUGGAGGCCUUUCUUUAUGGAGCGUGUUUGGAGCCCAGCUGAUUUGUACACUUGGAGGAGAUUUUGCUUAUAGGUCUGAUGGCACCAAAAAAGAUCCUCUUAAGAUAAACUCUAUGAGCUGGGGUGCAGAAGGUUAUCACCUGUGGGUAAUCAGCGGAUUUGGUUCUCAACACAAUGAAAUUGAAUCUGACUUCAGGAGUAUAAUUAAGCAGCCCAGCAUUCUGCUCUUUCAGUUCAUCAAGAGUGUACUCACUGUAAACCCUUGUAUGAGUAACCAAGAGCAAGUAUUGCUUCAGGGGGAGGAUCGCUUGUAUUUGAACUGUGGAGAGGCCUCCCAAACCCAGAAUCCCAGGAGUUCUUCAGCACACUCCCAGCACAAGCUUGGUCAGGACAGAAGCCCAUUCGCAGAUGGAGGAUUAGAGUCUCAGAGUUUAAGCACUUUACUUGGACAUAGGCAUUGGCAUGUUGUACAGAUUUCCAGCACCUAUCUAGAGAGCAAUUGGCCAAUACGGUUUUCAGCUAUCGAUAAACUUGGACAGAAUAUUGCUGUCGUUGGCAAGUUUGGUUUUGCACAUUACUCGUUGCUCACCAAAAAAUGGAAACUUUUUGGAAACAUUACUCAGGAACAAAAUAUGAUUGUGACAGGUGGCUUAGCCUGGUGGAAUGAUUUUAUGGUCCUUGCAUGUUAUAACAUGAGUGACCAUCAAGAAGAGCUCAGAGUAUACUUAAGAACAUCAAAUCUGGACAAUGCCUUUGCUCAUGUAACCAAAACACAAGCAGAAACAUUACUGCUCAGUGUCUUCCGGGACAUGAUAAUAGUAUUUAGAGCAGACUGUUCAAUAUGCCUUUAUAGUAUUGAAAGAAAAUCAGAUGGUCCAAAUACUACUGCUGGCAUUCAGGUUCUUCAGGAGGUCUCCAUGUCACGUUACAUUCCUCAUCCUUUCCUGGUAGUAUCUGUCACUCUGACAUCAGUGAGUACAGAGAAUGGAAUCACCUUGAAAAUGCCACAGCAGGCUCGUGAUGCAGAGAGCAUUAUGCUAAACCUUGCAGGACAGCUCAUUAUGAUGCAGAGGGACAGGUCAGGCCCGCAGAUCCGGGAGAAGGACAGCAACCCGAACCAAAGGAAACUUCUGCCCUUCUGUCCUCCUGUUGUGCUGGCCCAGUCUGUUGAAAAUGUCUGGACUACGUGUCGAGCAAAUAAACAGAAACGGCACCUUCUGGAGGCCCUCUGGCUGAGCUGUGGUGGUGCAGGCAUGAAAGUUUGGCUGCCUCUCUUCCCUAGGGAUCACCGCAAGCCCCAUUCCUUCUUGUCUCAGCGGAUCAUGCUGCCUUUCCACAUCAAUAUUUAUCCACUGGCUGUUCUGUUUGAAGACGCGUUAGUCCUUGGUGCUGUCAAUGACACUUUGCCCUAUGAUUCUUUGUAUACCCGGAACAGUGCAAGGGAACAGCUGGAGGUGCACUUCCCUUUCUGUGUUGUGGAGAGAACCUCUCAGAUCUACCUCCACCACAUUCUCCGUCAGCUUCUGGUCAGGAACCUUGGGGAGCAAGCCUUGCUCUUGGCUCAGUCCUGUGCUGCGUUACCUUACUUUCCUCAUGUGCUAGAGCUCAUGCUCCAUGAAGUGCUGGAAGAAGAAGCUACCUCACGGGAACCCAUUCCCGACCCUCUGCUUCCCACUGUGGCAAAAUUUAUCACCGAGUUCCCCCUCUUCCUGCAGACAGUUGUUCAUUGUGCCAGGAAGACUGAAUAUGCCCUGUGGAAUUACCUUUUUGCAGCUGUUGGAAACCCCAAGGACUUAUUUGAGGAAUGUUUGAUGGCUCAGGAUUUGGACACAGCUGCCUCUUACCUUAUUAUCUUACAGAAUAUGGAAGUCCCAGCAGUAAGUAGGCAACAUGCCACCCUUCUAUUCAACACAGCACUGGAACAAGGCAAGUGGGACCUAUGUCGACACAUGAUUCGAUUUCUUAAAGCCAUUGGCUCUGGAGAAUCUGAGACACCUCCAUCCACACCCACAGCUCAGGAACCCAGCUCAAGUGGUGGAUUUGAGUUCUUCAGGAAUCGGAGCAUCAGUUUAUCCCAGUCAGCUGAAAAUGUUCCUCCUAGUAAAUUCAGCUUACAAAAAACACUAAGUAUGCCAUCUGGUCCUUCUGGAAAAAGGUGGAGUAAAGACAGUGACUGUGCUGAGAACAUGUACAUUGACAUGAUGCUCUGGAGACACGCUCGGCGCCUCUUAGAGGAUGUGCGAUUGAAGGACCUUGGCUGUUUUGCAGCCCAACUGGGCUUUGAACUAAUUAGUUGGCUGUGUAAGGAACGUACUCGAGCUGCCCGAGUAGACAACUUUGUGGUAGCCCUGAAGAGACUCCACAAAGAUUUCCUGUGGCCAUUUCCCAUCAUCCCAGCCUCUUCUAUCAGUUCUCCUUUCAAAAAUGGGAAAUACCGAACAGUGGGAGAGCAGCUGUUAAAGUCUCAGUCAGCUGAACCUUUUUUAAACCUUGAGAUAGAUACUGGCAUCCCUAAUAUCCAACGAAGUCAAAGCUGGCUUGGCAACAUUGGCCCUACCCAUCAUGAAGUAGACACGGCCUCAUCCCAAGGACCACAAAUGCAAGAUGCCUUCCUGUCACCUUUAUCUAAUAAAGCAGGUGAUGAAUGCAGUAUUGGUUCAGCCACAGACUUGACUGAAAGUAGCUCCAUGGUGGAUGGGGACUGGACAAUGGUGGAUGAAAAUUUCUCCACACUCAGUUUGACUCAGUCUGAGCUAGAGCACAUCUCCAUGGAGCUGGCAAGUAAAGGGCCUCACAAAUCCCAAGUCCAGCUUCGGUAUUUACUACAUAUCUUCAUGGAGGCAGGAUGUCUGGACUGGUGCAUUGUCAUAGGUCUGAUUCUUAGAGAAUCCUCAAUAAUCAACCAGAUUUUGGUUAUUACUCAGUCUUCAGAGGUAGAUGGAGAGAUGUUACAGAACAUAAAGACAGGGCUACAUGCCGUGGACCGAUGGGCCUCUACAGAUUGCCCUGGAUAUAAGCCAUUUUUAAACGUCAUUAAGCCACAACUGCAGAAGCUCAGUGAGAUAACAGAAGAACAGGCUCAGCCUGAUGCCUUCCAGCCAGUCACAGCGGCUAAGACUCCUGAACAGACUAGCCCCCGGGCCGAGGAGAGCAGGAGCUCCUCCAGCCAUGGAAGCAUCCCCCAGGGCGAGAUCUUGGGGACCAGUGUGGUCAGCCGCAAAGAGGAGGACAUGACUCGGGCACAGGAGGAAGAACCUUUUCAGGAUGGGACUUACGACUGUUCUGUGUCCUAACAAUGCGGUGUCAUCACGACAGGCAGUAUUAAUUAGUAGCAGCAUGCAACUGAGUACACUGUGACCUAGUUGGAUGAUUUAAAGGGGAAGAGAACCCAGCUCAGAGACUCUUUGGUAAAGUAUUAUUAGAUUUUAAAUAAGAAAUCUCUUUGACUCCAUAAAAAUGUGAUAUCAAAUAAAGCAUCUUUCUUAAAAAAAUUUCUUAAGCUGCAUUAGAAAGUAAUAAAACAUACUGUACAUAUGUACAUAAGAAUAUUUUGGUUUUAUUCAAAGGUUGGUAGCUCUUAAACCACAGGGAUUGUUUGGCCUGGGGUGAGCUUACUUUUUCACUACUUAUAGCUUCUUAUACGUUUUCUGGUAGAGUGUGUAUCCAGACUGCUUUUUAAAAAUAAAUGCUAAGGUGCUUGCGAUAGAUAGCUCAUCGGGUACUCGAGCUACCUUUUUGCUGCCUUGGACAGAGCUCACUGGACUCCCUAAUUGGACCUACUGAACAGAUGCCUACCCUGGCACAGUGAGGAUACUUCGAAAAGCUCAAAGCAGAGUUAAAAGGCUUUUAUUUUGGUGUAAAAUAUGCAGGAUCUUCAAAAAGUUCAUGAAGUUGAGUAUCAUAACAUAUUGGUGGAUUUUAAAAUUCUUUGCACCAAAAUAAACCCAUCUUUUAGUUCCAUUUUUCAUGAGCUGUUUUCAAGUACCCUUGAUGUGUCAGUGUGAGAGACAUUCUCCUUGGCUUUACCAGCCUGUUAAAUCCCAGUCCUGAAUCAGUGCAGGCUGUUUACCCAUGAGUUAAUGUGCCUGUCUGAGCAAGCUUUAUUCCUGCUAGAUCAGUGCGGGCAAAGGUCUGAGGGAUGCUUACCAAUUAUGCUGUCAGAUACCACUAAACUAUUUUGUAUCAAAGAACUGUCUCUUUUUUGUGAAUACUCUGGUGUAAAUAUACCCAAAGGCACUACUCAUAUUUUUAGUGCUUGUAUUAUAAUUUCUAAGGUUUUAUGCCAGAUUCUGCAUGACUAUACUCUUAAGAAUGAAAACAGGGCUCGCUUUUCUUUACAAAAAUGAGCUGUCUUCAUAAAGGAAGACAGGUGUAUUGGCUUCAUUGGUCAUAAAGUAACAAAAAUGGUCACAAUGAUCAUGAAAUGGAACAGAUUUUGUGCAAAUUAACGUAGUUUAUUAUUUAUUGCUUUUGUAAAUUGAAUAAAAAUGGAUUUUUAUGUAAAUAGACUGCUGAAUCCUGUAUUAUCACGGCUACUAAAAUUAGUAUGUAAAGAAUGCAUUCUUCAUUGUAAACUUUAAAAGUAUUUUAUGUAUUUGUAGAUGACUUAAAUUUUAGUUUUCAUACAUUAUGAAAACAGAACUGCAUAUUCCUUAAUUGCUUCAGACUAAACACAUAUCCACUGUAUGUAAUUCUAAUUACCUUAUUACAGUAUUAAUUUAGAUAGCUUGUUUGUACUGUGCAAUUUGAACAAGGAAUGCAAUGUUAUUUUUUACAAAAACAAACUUAUUUUUAUAAUAACAAUGUAUUUGAUAUGGACCAAAUUCGUACCACUAUGUAAAACAGCCUCUCUUCUCACAGUGCAAUUUAGUUUAGAAACAAAAUUUGGUCCUCUCCUGGCUUUUUAAAGUAAGUACCUAGGUUUGGUUGUGUUAGCCAGGUUUCCUUUGAAGAGAAACUCAAACUAUUUUGAAUUGUUUAGCUCCAAAUUCAUCAAACUAUUCAAAAUUAUUGAGUUUGGGAAUUUACUGUUAUUUACUUUUUACAUUAGAAGUGCAAUAAUUUCACUUAAUAAAACUGAACAGAUGGAAUAUAUUUUUAUUGGUACCUGGUCCUUCUGGUGCUACUUUUAUUUAAGCCUGCUUCAAACCACCUUUCCCGGAAUCUUUAGAUAGAAAAUACUGGUUCCCCGAUGAGUACAUGCAAUCCAGCAAGAAAACAAACUGAAAUCUCUUCUCCUGUCCUAGUCCAUUAGGGAGAAGAACCAGCAUUACUUGUGUGUGUGUGUUGUGAAUACUCAGUCAAUAAAAAUGAUUUACCAUUAUAAACCCCUGUGAUGUUUUCAAGUAUCUAAAUGAACACUGUGCUGCCAAGUUUACACUCUUGAAAGCAGGGCACCAACAAGUUAACUUUAUUCCUGUGGUCUAGGCCUUGAAUGAAUCAUUUCCUCUACUAAUAAAAAAAAUUUUUUUCAACUAAGAAAUAGGCCCAAGGCAAGAAAUUUGGUAAGUUUACAUUUUUUCUUUGAUAAUUCAUUUAUUAUAUACUUUAAUUUUAAAAACUCAUUUUUAUUUUGCUGUGUGGUUUGGUUCACAUAUCAACUGUUUAAAGCCAUAAUUUUAACCAAUGAAUUUAAAUAAGUAUAACUAUUUGAAGUUUAGUAGAUUCCCGAGAAUUAUUUGCUGAUACCAAAAGAAACCAUUUAGGGGUAUAGUCAACAUUUGCUUGUAAUUAAAUUUGUUGCUACUUCUGUAAUUUGUAUUUUUUUUUAACUUGGUAAAGGGCAAUAAAAACUGUUGCACAAACUUUUGUUUAUUUGUCAUCUCAGGUAACAGCAGAAGUAUGUAUUUAAGCCUCAAAAGUAUGUUAAUGUUAUAAUUCCACCUUUUAGGAUUUUCUUAAGUAACUAGAAAUUCAGAGAUGUAUUUAAAUAUUAUAUAUCAAUGUAUAGUGGGAAAAGCAAAGAGUUGGCAAUACUGUAGGUAGCUGACAGAUGAAUAUUGGAAAAACAGAAGAAAAUAAUGACAUGGAAAAAUGUUCAGGAUAUAAUUUUGUGAUAUAGAAUUUUGUUUGGUAAAGAUCAUAAUUUUCUGUCGGUGUAUAGUCAAGUAGGCAUCAUCUCUGAUAGGUGGGGUUAAAAAGGAGUUUGGUUUUUUCCCCUUUUCAUAUAUUUCUGAAUCUGCUUUCUGCUUCUGGAUCUACCUAUACCGGAUAUUUCAUAUAAAUAGAAUUAUAUAAUCAUAUAAAUGGUCUUUUCUGUCUGGUUUCUUUUAUUUGGCAUGAUGUUGUCAAAAUUCAUCCUUGUCCAUCACUACUGGUUUUUAAUAUUUAGUAUUUUCAUCUACCUUAACAGCACAGCAAGAGAGUGAUCUUCCAUCUACUUCCAUCAUUUGGUUCACUCCCCCAAAUGCCUACAAUAGCCAGGGCUGGGCCAUGCUGAAGCCAGGAGCCCAAGACUUCCUCUGGGUCUCCCAUGUAUUUGGCAGGAGCCCAAGCACUUGCGCUACCAUCUACUGGAUCCCAAGAUGCAUUAGCAGGAAGCUGGAUCAGAAGCAGAGGUGCUGGGACUUGAACCGGCACUCUGACAGGAGAUGCAGGCAUCCUGAGCAAUAGCUUGACCCUGUGUACCACAAUACCAAGCCUCCCACUCCUUUUCUAUUUUUAUUUGAAUGGCAGAGAGACAAAUUCCUCAGUCUAGUGGUUCACUUCCCAAAUGUCACAACAGCCAGGGCCAGGCCCGUUCAGUCCAAAGCCAAGAGCUAGGAACUUGAUCCAAGUCUUCCAACGUGGAUGACAAGGGCUCAACCACCUGAGCCAUUAUGUACUGCCUCAAAGGGUGCAUAUUAGGAAGCCAGAAUUAGGAGUCAGAACUGAAACUCAGGCAUUUCAGUAUGGGAUGCAGGCUUCCCAAUUGCUGAGCAAAGGUGCCCACCCCAAUUCCCGUUUUUAAGGUUAAAUAUUCCAUUAUACAGAUAUACCACUUUUUAUCCAUUGAGCAGUUGAAGGUGGAGUUUUCUUCCAUUGACUAUAAUGCAUACUACUACAAUGAACAGUCACAUACGGUAAUGUUCCCCCUCCUACCCCGGCCAAUCAGGGGGUUGUUACCCAUGGUCAACCAUGGUCCAGUCAAUAGAAAAGUUUCAGGAAUUUUAAGUAACUUUUACCAAAAUAUAUUGUUAGAACUAGUCUACUUUAUUAGUUGUUAACUCUGUGACUAAUUUAUAAAUUUGAGUAGCUAAGUAGAGAAAUAAAUCAUAGUAUAUAUAGUACUUGAUACUAUCUGCAGUUUCAGGAAUCCAUUAUUGAUGUAUUGAAGUGUAUCUCUGAAUAAGGUAGGACUUUUGUAUACUUUUCUGUGUGGACAUAUGUUUUCAGUUAUCUCUAGAUUCCAGGAGUGGAAUUGCUAGGCCAUUUGUUAGUGAUUUUUUUAAGGAAAUGCCGAACUUAAUUCCAAAGUGCCUGCACUAACAUUCCCACUAGCAGAGGAUAACAUUUCCGUUUUGUACCAGUGUUACUUUUUGGUUAUAGCCUAAGUUAUGUGUGAAAUGGGUAUAUCAUUAUAGUUUAGAAUUUCAGUUCCCUAAUGCCCAUGUAACAUCUUUUCAUGUGAUUAUCUGAAGAAAAAUGUCUAUUCACAUACUUUGACCAUUUUUCAGUUAGGUGGUUUCUUUUUAUUGUUGAUUUUAAAAAGUUACAUUCUGGAUACUAGACCAUUAUCAGAUACAUAGGAUUUGUAAACACUUUUUCAUUCGUUGGCUUGUCUUUUUGCUUUCUUGACAGCUUCCCUUGAAACUGAGAUUCUUCAUUCUGGCAAAGUAUUUUUUGAUAGCUUGUGCUUUUGGUGUUAUAGCUAGAAAACCAUUGUCGUACCCAUGGUCAUGUUUAUUUGAAUUUACUCGAAAGACAAAUAGAUCCUCCAUCCAUUAAUCCACUCCCCCACAUCCCUCCAACAGCCAGAGCAAAGCUGUGAGUUCCAUCCGGUCUCCCAUGUAGGUGGUAAGAGCCCGAGUACCAACGCCAUCACCACUGCCUCCCCACGUGUGCAUAAGCAGGAAGUGGAGCUGGGACAGAACCUAGGCCCUCUGAUACAGGGUGAGGUAUCCCAAGCAAUGUCUUAACCACUCCACCUAAUAUGAAUGUAGCUCUAACAUGUAAGUCUCUGAUCCAUUUUGAAUUGAUGUUUAUAUAUAGCAUGAUGUAGGGGUCUUUUACAUGUGGACAGUCGAUCAGUCACCACAUACUGAAUUAUUUCUCCCCAUUAAAGAUGACUAUAAAUGUAUGUAUUAAUUUCUGAACUCUUAAUUGUACUCACACUGUAAUGAUCUAUAAGUCCUUUUACCAGUACUAUGCUUUUUUGGAUUACUGUAGCUUUAUAGGACUUUCUGGAAAUAUCAGUCAUAUUUUUAAGGCUUGGUUAGCUAUUCUGGGUCCCUUAUAUUCCAUUUGAAUUUUAGAAUCAGCUUGUACCAAGUUUGAUGGAAGUUCUAUUUGACCUAUAAAUCAAUUUGGAGAAUAUUGCCAUUUUAAGUCUUCCAAGUAGCAUAAGAUGUUUUCCCAUUUGUUUAGGCCUUUAAUUUGUUUUGUUUUAUAUCAUGUUUGCAACUGGAGGAGGUUUUAACUCUUCCUUUCUAAUGUGGAUGUCUUUGAUUUGCCAUAGUACUCUGGCUAGACAGAGCCACCAGUUGAAUCAGAAAUGCCCAUUUCUCUUCCUGCUCUUAGGGGGAAGCGUUCAGUCUUUCAUAGGUGACUUUGAUCAAAGAAAAUUCUUUUCCAGCUCUUAAGAUUUAAUGUGUGUAUUACAGUAUAUAAAUCCAUAAAGAGAAAAUGUCUGUUUUAUUGGCCCUGAAAAGACAGGCAUGUUUAGAAGCUGUUCUGUUGCUUCACCUUGUAUUAAACUGCAUUUGGUCAAUGGUAACUAAGAGGCAAUCUCCUCUCCCCUACCCACUAGCAAGAGGGCACCUUUAAUAACUUUUCCAUUUGAAAAAAGCAAUUGCUAAUUAUUUAAGAUUUUUAAAUAUGGUACAUUUCUGUGAAAUUCAAUCCCCAGUUAAAAAAAUGAAGUAAAUGAACAUCAAAAAGAUACCAACCAUUAUGUUAAAAAGUUUAUUUCCGUAACAUUGUAAGGCAACAAUUAAUCCUCAACAAGGCAGUAAACCAGAAUUGGACAGAUACAAUCAUCCUUCCUACAGCUUCCUGAGUCAGCAGGCUGGCUUGUGGCCCCCUCGGUGGUGACAUCUUAAGGAAUCCUAUGUUUACUUCUGCUAAACUGUGGAAACAAACACUUCAUGCGACACUCAUUCUUACAUCAACAUAAGGAAGUAAAUUCUUCAUAUUUUCCCUGAAUAUGGAGUACUGUGCUACUUGUAUUUAUUUCUGCAGAACAUAAUGCAUUUGAUAGAGCUUGGAAAGACCCUUUUAGAAGUUAUGCAAAUGCUCAGAUACUCUUUAAAAAAAAAAAAAAACUAACAUUCAUUACAGAGCCUACUGAUAUGACAAUGUACUUCCUAAUAGCGCCAUAAUAUUUAUGGUGAUCACUUGACCAUUUCCGAUACUAAAAUAACUACCUAAGAUGUUACCCUGGCCCUGAGACUAGUUAGCACAAUAUCAAAGCUAGAAAAUGCUGAAGAUAAGUGAAACCACCCCAAAGGAGAAUCAUGGUUGUCAAUGAAAAAACAACAUCCUCUCCAAAGUUUUUUUUCACAGAAGAUCCUCAAUAAUCUAUUUCAGAUUAACCACAGGGACAGAAAAUACGCCUGCCUUUUGAAAUUCAUUGAUAUAUUACUCUUUCCUUUUCUUUAUAACUGUGACUCUUACCAACUUACUACCAGCAAUACAGCAUUUCUACCAGGUCAAGUCACUGAUGCACCUUACCAUUCAGCUCUGCCUGCAUGAGCCCAGUCUUUAGGGAGUCACAAAUUAGGCAAGAUGAGCGUGAUUAAGAAAGCACAUCAUACACACUGUGCAGCUUUCCGUUGAGAUCUGAGGGGACCACUUUUCAGCGAGCAUUCUGCAUAUUCCCUUAGCUCCCCAAAAAUGUAAACCUUGCUUUCGUCUUCUUUGCUGUACCUUUUCUUUCAACUUUCUUUUGCCUAUGCAACUAAUGAGUUAAUGCCUUUCAAACUGAAAAGCGUCAGCACUGUGAUUAUGCAGGGUCUGAACACCAGCAACUCUGGGUACAGUGGGCUUAUUCCAGAACAGUCUCACGUGUCAGGAAAGCCAGUCUACGGUGCCGUAACUUACUGAGACACUACUCUAUUCACCUGGCUGGCAAGCACAAAGGGCCUAGGUCAUCAGUGUAAAAAGACUCCUACAAAACAGAAUAAAUACUUAGAAAAUUGUCACCUUAUCCCAACCACUCUCCUCCUACCCCACAAUAACCACAGUGGCAGUUCAGUGCUCUAAGGAAGUUAGGGUCAUGUACUUGCACAAAUACUAAAAACCAAAAAAAAAAGUAUGAAAUUCCUUAGGGAAAGGUAACGCAACCAAUCAAAUGGAUAGUUUCAGGGGUAAACAGCCUGAGUGGAUUUCAGUGACCACUAGUCAAGACACUUGUGUUAACCCCAGCAUACAGCACCCCAUCAGGUCCAGGCUUCGAGACAGAGAGAGAGGUUGCCUGAAGAAACAGCUCUCAGGUGCAGUGCUUCCCCCGUCCUUACGACAGCCACUUUCUACUGACCUAUGGAGUUAGAUCUCGAGGGGAAUCAUCACCGUAGUGAAGGGUGUUUUACCCACCAUCCUUGUCCUAACAGAGGGUCUUGCUCUAACUGGAAAUGACAAGUCCCACUGAGAAUGGUCUGAUGGUUUACAUGUUUCCUUCCUAGAAGGACAGCUACUAAAGUGGUUGUUGGCUUUUGUCCUUAAGGUCAUAUACAAUGACAGUGGCAAUACCCACAUGUGCUUAAGUGCCAGAAAACUGGCAUUUUCAAGUGUCAAAAAGGCCAUGCAUGUCUCACAGCUUAACCAUUACAGUGCUUGGCCCUGAAAAGUGUUAACCAAAAAAGCUCUUCAAACAUAUGUGCAUUAAACUCAUUGACUUACGUUACAAACAUCCACGUAACAUAGGGAGAAACUGUGUCACAUGGAGUAUCCACUGGGCAUGUACUUAGAGCUCAUCCCCAAGACUAAAACACAAAGACAUUGUAGGUGCACACCCAGGCAGAAGGAAACGACCAAUCUGGGAACCUCUCCUUCAGAGCAUCCAGUGACAGGGAUCUCUUGUCUUCCCCAGAUAGAUAGUGGGCAGCGAUGGCCACAGUGACCAUUCCUUCAGGCUGUUCCUCUGGGCCCUGCCAGAGAAAAUCAGUUAGUUCUCCAACACUAGAAAGGUAAACUCACGGUUCCCGCUGAAUAACCACCAGGGAACCUGGCCAAGGAAACAAGGAAUUUUGGAAAACUCGCACCUGCACUUCUAUCCAGAACUGCCAUGCAGAAGCCCGGAGUCCAUGGGAAUAAAAUACAAAGUAGUCCCCUCCUUUACUCGUGACCGGUGUGCCAUUGCCAAGAGACCACUGAGACAGUGUUGACCCUUUAUGAGCUCGGACGUAGAAGGACAUAUGGCUUGGUCCUGUAAGAUAAGAGGAAAAAAGAACAGUUAUUCUUUUAAAACGUAUUAGUAAGAAAAGCAACUCACCCCAUUGUAGCCUUGUAGCACUUUAAAUAUGAGGGUACUUCAAAAAACUUGUAGAAAAAAUAGAAUUAAAAAAGUUAACUUUGGUUGCUUAAAAAAUUCAUGUAUAGCUUCUCCAUAAUACACAUUGUCUAGGAACUUUGUGAAGACCCAUGGUAUGCAUGGAUCACAAAAGCGUUAUACCAAAGUAAUCUAAUAUUUUAAUUAUCAUUCCACAAAGUUCUUUUUAGUCUCUUCAUACCUACCAAAUACAUAAAAAUUGAUCAGUUUGGACAUUCACCCUGUAUGAAGGUUAAACCAAGAACCACAGCAGAAAAGUCAGAGAAGCUACCUGAGAAAGCCUAAAUUAAGUUGUCCUAUCAUGCAAUUGCUACAUGCAUUAGGAAUUCACUUGGGGGCCAGCAUUGUGGUAUAGUAGGUGAAGUUGACAUCUGUGACAGCAAUGCUAUCUGAUGCUCCAGCUACUUCACUUCUGAUCCAGAUUCCUGCUAAUGUACCUGGCCAAAAUACUCAGGGUCAGCAUUGAGGCAUAAUGGGUUAAGCCAUCGCCUGCAGCACCAGCAUUCCAUAUGGGUGCCAGUUCAAUUUCCAGCAGCUCCACUUCCAGUCAAGCUCUCUGUUAGCAUGCCCAGGAAAACAGUAUGAGAUGGCCCAAGUCCUUGUGCACCUGCACUCAUGUGCAAGACCCAAAGGAAGCUCCUGGCUUUGACCUGGCCCAGCCCUGGCCACUGCAUCCAUUUGGGGAAUGAACCAGAAGAAGGUAGAUCUAUCUCUCCCUCCCUCUCUGUAGCUCCGCCUUUCAAAUAAAUAAAAGAAUUCACAUAAUCUGAGUCAGAAUUUCUUCACCUGUAAAGUAGUUGAAGUGUUGAAAAAGUUGUUAGUGCUAUAAAAGUACUGAGUAGACUAGUGAAGACGGUUACAAUUUUCAGUUGCUAUGUAACCCUUACAAGUUGUUUGCUUGCUGUCUGUUCCCUUUACAGAGCAGAGCAAACUUCAGCACAGUUCUAACAAUUCAGUCUUUGGGGACUUCCAGGAAAGUGACAGCAUGGGCUGGCAAAACAAAAUGAAACAAAAAUUAUAACCCUCAGCCUAAUAUGAACAUAUAACACCAAAAUUAAAAUACCCAUAAAUUUUUAAUUAUCAGGUUCUUAUGUUCAUUUCCACCCUCCUGUUGCUGCAAGGCUUUGUGGCAAGCAAUAGUAGGCAAAUAAGUUUAUGGUACAUCGGAAAAUACUGGUGUCCAGACACCACUUGAAAUCUGUCAGUCUUCAAAAACAAAGCUGCUGAGAGAGAGAGAAAGCUAAAAAGAAGGGGGGGGGGUAUCUUUGGUCACUUGGGCGAUAACGUUGAAAAAAAGAUAAAAGAGGAGAUAUAUUAUACAGCCACAGUACAAGACUGCGCUAGUGCUUGGGCACCUGCACCCACGUGAGAGAGCCAGAAGCAGCUAUUGUGGCUGUUGUGAACCAGCAGGUGAAGAUCUCUGCCUCUCCCUCUCUAACUCUGCCUCUCAAAUCUGUGUUUAAAAAAAAAUAAAUACAUACAUAUAUUUAUUUAUUUCAAAGUCAGAGUUACAGGGAGAUACUGAUCUUUUCAUCUGCUGGAUCAUUCCCUAAAUGGCAAUGGCCAGGCAGGGUUGGGCCAUCUGCUGCUGCUUUCCCAGGUGCAUUAGCAGGGAGCUGGAUUGGAAGUGGAGCAGCCGGGAAUUAAAUUGGUGCCCAUAUGGGAUAUUGGUGUCGCAGGCAGCUGCUUUACCCACUGUGCCACAACGCUGACCCCCAAGUGAAGGAUUUUCAGUAUAUCCAAAUGUAUUUCCAAACAUCAAGGUGAGAGUGGAAGACAAAGGUACAAUUGUUAUAUGGCAGAGGAAACCAGAGGGGGAAAGGAAAAGUGAAUAAGCAAACUGUAGUAUCGGCUACUCGGCGGGAACUAACACAGGCCAUUGUGGUGUAGCAGGUUAAGCUACCUCCUGCAACAGUUUAGCAGGUUCCUGGCUUCAACCUAACCUGGCCCAGCACUAACAUUUUUCUGAAUAGACCAUAAAGUUCCUUACUGUUUAUAAUUUAUCACCAUUAAUAAUUUUACAUUCAGGGGCCAGUGUUGUGGCAUACCAGGUUAAUCCAUGUCCUGUAAUGCCAACAUCUCACAUGGGCGCCAAUUUGAACUGCUCCACUUCUGAUCCACCUCCCUACUAAUGCACUUGGGAAAGCAGUGGAAGAUGGCCCAAGUGUUUGGACACCUUCACCCAUGUGGGAGACCACGAAGAAGCUCCUGGCUUCCACCUGGCCAGGCCCUUUGCCAUUGCAGCCAUUUGAGGAGUGAACCAGUGGAUGAAAGCACUCUAUCUCUCCCUAGCUCUGCCUUUCAAAUAACUUAAAAAGCAAUAAAAGCUGACAUAGAAAUAGGUUGACUUCAAUAAGAGAUAACAAAUAUAAACCUUUGUCCACAAUAGCCAGGAUUGGGCCAGGAACAGAAGCCUGGAAAUGGACUCCCACAAAGGUAGCAGGAAUCCAAGCACCCAAGCCAUCACCUGCUACCUCCCUUGGUCAGGAAGCUGGAAAUGGAAAGAGCCCAGAACUUGAAACCUGGCACUCAAACAUAGGAAGCAAGCACCCCAAACAGCCUCUUAAUACUGCAGCAAAUGCUCACCCCCGAAACAGCAAAACAACCUCCAUCUGGAAGGUAGUAAGUUUUAGGUAAGACUGAUCGGUGAAAAAGGGAGAACAAAGUGAAGUGACGAAAUCUUUUAAGCAGUGUUAACAGGAAAACAAUCUCCACAUACAGAUGUAUGAAACUAGACCCCUACCUGACACUUUAGACAAAAAUCCACUCAGAAUGGAUCAGAUACCUAAAUCUAUGACCUGGUAUCAUCAAAUUACUAGAGAACAUUGGAGAAACUCUUCAAGACAUUGGCAUAGGAAAAGACUUCUUGGGAAAGGCCCCAGAAGCACAGGCCAUCAAAACCAAAAUGGACAAAUGUGGUUACAUCAAACUGAGAAGUUUGUGCACUGCGGAGAAACACUGCGAAGUAAAGAAGCAACAGACAGAAGGGAGAAAUUAUUUGCAAACUGUGCAACUGGUAAAGGAAUAAACCCAGAAUCUAUAAAGCUCAACAAACUCAACAAAACAAUCCAGUUAGGAAAUGGGCAAAGGACUUGAACAGGCAUUUUUAAAAAGAGGAAAUUCAAAUGGCCAGACAUUUGAGAAAAUUCUCAGGAUCACUAGCCAUCAGGGAAAUGCAAAUCAAAACCACAGUGAGGUUUCACCUCAUCCUAGUUAGAAUGGCUCUCAUACACAAAUCAAAAAAUGCUGGAGAGGAUAUAGGAAAAAAGGUGCCCUAAUCCACUAUUGCUGGGAGUCUAAACUGGUCUAGCCACUGUGGAAGGCAGUAUGGACAUAGUUCAGAAAGCUUAAUAUAGACCUUCCAUAUGAUCCAGUCAUCCCAGUCCUGAGAACUUAACUUUUAUAUGCUGAUUUCUUUUUGUUUACCUGUACCCCCAUAUUCACUGCAGCUCAAUUCUCAAUAGCUAAGAUAUGGAAUCAACCCAGAUGUCCACCAACUGAUGACAGGAUAAAGAAACUACACUACAGCGCACUAUUCAAUUUCUUCUUUUUUUUGUUACAGUAAUCACUUGCAACAAAAUGGAUGCAACUGGAAAACAUUAUACUUAGUUAAAUAAAGCCAAUCCCAAAAAGACAUCAUGCUUUCCCUGAUCUGGGGUCACUAUUUAAUAGAGUACCUAAAAUGUAAUGUAUUGGAGUAAAAUGGACAUUUUGAGAUUCGAUGAUUGUUUACAGCCCUUGUCUCUUCUGCUGAGGAACAGUGUUUUGUCCUCUCCUGCCCCCAGAAAAACCUUUCAUUUAAGGAAUACAAACUUCAUGCAUUUCAUAAAUACAACUUUAGCAGCAUAGUGUUUCUUCCCACCAAAUCCGCCCGCCCUCCCACAGCUCCACUAUUCCCUCUAUGCUUCCUCCUCCUCUUUUUUUUUUUUUUACUAAGAUCUAUUUUCAAUUAACUUUAUAUACAGAAGAUUAUACUAAGUAAAGAUUUCAAGUUGUUUAAAAAAAAGAAACUUGGACAGUUGAGACAAAGACUGAAACAGUUUCUUCAUACUAUUUGUGGAACUCUUUACUUAGGGUUAACCUAACGAUCAUUAAGUGAACUGAAAAUAGAUCUCUGUAAAAAUAAGAGUGGGAAUUGGAGAGAGAGGAACAAUAAGGGUUGGGGGGGGGAGAAUAUCAUGUUCCUAAAUCUAUAUAUGCAAUACAAGAAACUUGUAUAAUUUAAAUUGUUCUAAGAAGAGCAAAACUCAUGGCAAUAGGUAUUCUUUCAGAAAAGUAAAACAGAAAAAGCAGUGGAAGAGGAGUUUGUGAUGGAAAAAGUUUCAGGUUUUUUAAUUAGGUGAUCUAAUAGAUAACAGGUUGCUCAAAAUAAUAGCAACAGUGUGUGUGAUUAUGUAUACAUGUAUGUUUCUACACAUACACACAUGCUUAUGUACAAGUGAAAUGAAUGACAGUGACAAUACAAGGGAUGGGAAAGGGGAGAAAUUAGGAUUAUUUUGUUUUUAUAAAGUAGUCACACUACCUGUGAAGCAGUAUGUGUUAUUGGAAAGUAGGCUUGGAUUAGUUGUAAACUGCAAAGUCUAAGGCAACCACUCACUAAGAAAAGUUUUUUAGUAAAAAGUAAAUGAAGAGAAAAUAAAUAUUUUAAAUAUCCAAUUAAAAGUACAGGGGCGGGGCCUGCAUUGUGGCAGUGCUUCCCCGACAGUGCUGGCAUCCCUUAUGGGCUCCAGUUUACAUCUCACUUGCUCAACUUCUGAUCCAGCUCCCUGCUAAUAUUCCCGGGAAAGCAGCAAAGAAUGGCCCAAGUGCUUGGGCCCCUGCACCAACAUGGGAAAUGAGGAGGAAACUCCCAUCUUCGGCUUGGCUGGCCACUCCCUGAACAUUGUGGCAAUUCAGGGAAUGAACCAGCAGAUGGCAGCUCUCCCUCUCCCUCCCUCUGUAACUCUUCCUUUCAAGUAAGUAAAAUAAACCUGAAAAGAAAAAGCACAUAAGUAGGCAGUUUCAUGGAAGUUCAGCUACCACUUGGGAUGCCCACAUCCCACAUCAGAGUGCCUGGAAUAGAGUCCUGCCUCCACUUCUUCCAGACUGGCUUCCUGCUAAUGUACCUGGCAGGCAGCAGAUGACGCAUGGCCCAAGUAAAUACUUUUUUUUUUAAGUUUUAUUUAUUUGAAAGAGUAAUAGGGGGAGAGAGAGAAAUCUUCCUCUACUGGUUCUCUCUCCACAUGGGUGUGACAGCCAGAGAUGGGCCAGGCCAAAGCCAGAAGCCAGGGGCUUUUUCUGGGUCUCCUAUACUUAAUUUUUAAAAACCCAAAAAUGGCAGAAAAAUGGAAGACAAAAACAGGAACAACGGCAACAAAGAGAAAAUAGUAACAAAUAUGGCAUAUAAUCCAACUGCAUCAUAAGUCACUUUGAACAUCAAUGUUUUUGUUUGUUUGUUUGUUUGUUUUGACAGGUAGAGUGGACAGUGAGAGAGAGAGAGAGAGAGAAAGAUCUUCCUUUUGCCGUUGGUUCACCCUCCAAUGGCCGCUGUGGCCGGUGCACCGCGCUAAUCCAAUGGCAGGAGCCAGGUACUUCUCCUGGUCUCCCAUGGGGUGCAGGGCCCAAGCACUUGGGCCAUCCUCCACUGCACUCCCUGGCCACAGCAGAGAGCUGGCCUGGAAGAGGGGCAACCGGACAGAAUCCGGCGCCCCAACCGGAACUAGAACCCGGUGUGCUGGCGCCACAAGGUGGAGGAUUAGCCUAGUGAGCCGCGGCGCCGGCCAAAACAUCAAUGUUCUAAAUGCAACGUGAAGUAGGGGCCUUGCAUUGUGGUACAGUGGGUUAAGCCACUGCCUGUGAUGUUAGCAUCCCAUAUCAAAGGACAGGUUCCAGUCCCAACCACUGUACUUCUGAUCUAACACCAUGCAAACACACCUGGGAAAGCAGAAGCUGGCCCACGUACUUAGGCCACUGCCACCCACAUUGGGGGACCCAGAUGUAGAUCCUGGCUUUGGCCUGGCCCAGUGCCGGCUGCUGCGGCCAUUUGUAGUAUGAGCCAGCAGAUGGAAGAUCUUUCUCCAACUCUCCCUCUGUCACUCUGCCUUUCAAAUAAACAUUUAAAAUAAAUGGUCAGCAUGUGCAAUAAAAUAAGACCCAACUGCAUACUUACAAGAAACAUUUUUAAAUUUAAGACAUAUAGGUUCUUAUAUGUUGUAAAAGAUUUAUUGGAAAGGCAGAGGUAUGGAGGUGUGGGGGGCGGGCUUCCAUCCACUGUUCACUCCCCGGAUGGCUACAACAGCCCAGACUGGGCCAGGACAAAGCCUCACCAUUUGGGUCCCCUAAUUGAGUGGCAGGGCCAAGCACUUGGGCUACCUUCUGCUGCUUUCCUAGAUGCAUAUGGGGGGAGGGGGGUUAGAUCAGAAAGGAGCAGCAAGGACUUAAAUGCCUAUGUGGGAUACAGGUGUUGCAGGCCGUGGCUUAUCCCACUCUGUGACAACACUGCCCCAAGAUACAUAUAGAUAAAAACUAAACGGAUGGAUGGAGAAAGAUAUACCAUGCUGACAUCAAUCAUAAGAAAACUUGAGAAGUGAAUUAAUUUUAGAUAAGUCAGACUUCAGAGGAAAGAAUAUUACCAGGGACAAAGAGGGGCUUUAUUUAGUGAUAAAGUGGCAGUUCUCUAAGAUGCUGCAAUCCUCUCUAUGUAUGGCCCUCACUCCAGACCACAGAAGUUGAGACAAAAACACCUCCAACUGAAGGAGCAGUCGGCAAAUUCACAGUUAAAGUUGGUGACUUCAACACCCCUCCAUCAGUAAUCAGCAAAUACAACAGGCAGAGAAGUAGUAAGAAUACAGUUGAACUGAUCAACUGGAUAUAAGUGACAUUCAUAGAAUCAUCAUCAGAAGCGUACACAUUGUUUAAGAUCACCUGGAAUAUGCACACCAGGAGACCACACUCUGUACCAUACAGCAAAACUUAGCAAAUUUUGAAUAAAAAUCAGGAAAAUAUGCUAAAAUUCAAGCCACAAUCAAAUUAGUAUUAAAAAAAAAAAAAAGCUAUGGGGUAGGCACUUAGCUUAGCAGUUAAAAUACCUGCAGUCCCUUAUGUGAAUACUUGGAUUCAGUAUCACAUUCUGGCUCCCGAUUCCAGCUUCCUGCUAACGCAGACCCCGGGAAGUAGCAAUGAUAACCCGAGUGACGGGAUUCCGGCCACUCAUGUAGGAAACCUGGAUCGAUUUCCCAGCUCCUGGUUUUGGCCCAGCCACUAUAGGUGGACAUUUGGGGAGUGAACCAGUCGAUGGGAAGUUUUCCUUUUCUCAGUCUCUUUCCUGUAUAUGUGUGUCGUCCUCUCUGCAUGUCAAAAAAAAGGCGGGGGCAGGAAAUCUCCAUGUAUUUGGAGAUUAAAGAACCUAUUUCUAAACUUACACAUGGGCCCAAACAACUGGGAAAUUAAAAAAAAAUAAAUUAAAAUUAAAGUACAACUUAAUCAAUUUGUGAGAUGGAGCGCACAUAGAAGGAAAUUUACAGCACUCAAUGAGUGUAUUAGAAAAAGUGACCCAAAAAUCAAUAAUCUGUUUUUACUUUAGCAAAUCAUAGAAAAAGAACAAGUUAAAUCCAAAGUAGAGUGAAAAAGAUAAUAAAACUAGAGCAGAAACCACUUGAAACAGGACUCAGUAGAAAAAAAAAAUCAACUAAACCAAAAGCAGUUCUUGGAAAAAGCCAAUAAAAUCAGUAAGCCUUUAGCCAGGUUGUACUUUUUGCUCACUUUUUCUAAACUGCUCUGAAAAAUUCAAUCUAUUAAAUUUGUUUUAAGAAAUCAUAACAAGCUUUAAUUGCUUUUAGAAACAUUGUAAGCUCUUCUUGAUGUGCUUGCCUUUGAUAUAUUUGAGAGAAACACAUGUAAUUAAAAAGUGGAAGGAGAGGAAAAAAAUGGUCAUAUGACUUACCUGUUGCUUCAAAAGUCAACUUUACAGAAUCCCAAGGUGUCUGUUCUUUGGAUAUAAGUCUGAAAUGAGCAGGAUUUCUCGGAGAAACUUCUGGGGCAGGAAGAUACCAGUUUUUCCUAUUUGAAAAGUUAGCAUCACUAGUUAGGAUGCCUUAUCAAUUCAUAACAACAAUUAAUGGGAGUGUUCAGAAUAUGUGAACACAUUCUGGGGUAUGAAAAUAAAUUCUGAUGCCAAUUCCUAUGAAACCCAGGUUAUUGUGUAGUAAAUACUUCCUGUGUUAAGAAUACAGUGGUUUACCUAGGUGACCUUAAUUCCACUACCCAUCCUUCUUUCUUAUUCAAUUCUUUACUGUCAAACCUUUAAAAAACUUUCAAAAAACAAUACAAUUUGAGAUAGAUUUUUAAUUGCUAGCUGUUACUUUGGGAAGAUGACCAUUUUUAACUGCUCAUAUUUCUACAGGAAAGAGUUUUUAAAUUUGGCAAACGAAGCUACUCUUUUGAGUGCUUUAUUCCACUAAAGAAAUGGAAAUUCUGUAGUGAUAGAAAAAAAGUCCUUGUAUGUCAAGGGUAACAGUUUAAACAAUACUGAUACUGUGGUAAGACCUGAGAACAAACGAAUCCCCUGGUGAAGGAGGAAAGUAGUGAACCUACCUGAUCAGAAAGUGCACCGGCAGAUACCAAGGGAAACCACAGAGGGGCGCGUCCUCCUCACAGUGAGCGCGGAUGGUGUCAUUGAUCUCAGGGAUGUGUGGCGUUAUAUGCGACAUGCCAGUGUAAUCAAAACCAUUAAUCCAUAUUCCAGAGUCUCGUCUAACUACUUUUCCUUCCAGGUCAUGAAAUACUCUAGUCACGUGCUGAAAAUAAGAUUGAUAACCAACUGUUGUGUCAACCAGUUCACCUACAUCCCUACCCUAGAUUGGCAAAAAUGAAUGAGUAUGACUAAAUGCCAACAAAGAAGGUGGACGUGGGACAACAGAAGGGGGAUACUCGGGAUUUCUAAGGUACUACAGGCAUUCCUUCUUUCAAAUGGUCAAUGGAUAUAUGCAUGGUUGUUUCAUUGUAUCUAAUGUACAUAUUUAUGAGAAUUUAAAUUUCAUAUAAAAACUUUUCAAAAUCUGCUACUUUGGAUUUAAACAACAUACAUGUCAGAACUCCCCUUAUCUGAAGAUUUAAAAUAAAACCCCCAAGCACAUACAGACAUAUACACACGCUUCCCUUCCAGUGUGUUCCAUGAAGCUAUUUCAUAUGCCAAGAAAACCAGGAUCACAGCUCACCACUAAGUGACAGCCUUGUGCCUAACAGAAUGCUGUGAAAGGCACUGUGCUUCAUUUAGGAUAGUUUUAUUAGCAGAAACCACCCUGAAGAAUAGCAAACAGGAGAUGAACAAUGAUUACACAGGGCAGGGCCUGGCGACGGUAGCCGACAGGUGUCACCCGCUGUUUCUUCAUUGAAACAUAGCAGAUUGCCUUUAGGUAUUCUCUGUGCCUCCUUCUGCUCUAAAACAGUAGCAGUGGCACGGACUGUAUAGGUACAAACUGAACAUGUUGUUUCCUUGCCCUUUAAAGGAAAAAUUUGCCAACUUGUAGCACAGGGGGAAAAAAGAACCCCUAGACGAAUUAGAACAGGACUUUUUAAAAUUAAAACAGCUCUGGGCCAGCCUUGUGGCAUAGGUUAAGCCUCUGCCUGUGACGCUGGCAUCCCAUAUGGGUGCCCGUUCAAGACCCAGCUGCUGCAGCCAUUAGGGUAGUGAACCAGCAGAUGGAAAAUCUCUCUCUCUAUCUGGUUCUAACUCUGCUCUUCAAAUAAAUUUUUUUUUUAAGAUUUAUUUACUUGAGAGGUAGAGUUAGAGAGAGGGGGGCCAGCACCGCAGCUCAAUAGGCUAAUCCUUCGCCUGCGACACCGGCACCCCGGGUUCUAGUCCCGGUCCAUGCGCUGGAUUCUGUCCUGGUCGCUCCUCUUCCAGUCCAGCUCUCUGCUGUGGCCCGGGAGUGCAGUGGAGGACGGCCCAAGUGCUUGGACCCUGCACCUGCAUGGGAGACCAGGGGAAGCACCUGGCUCCUGGCUUCAGAUCAGCGCGGUGUGCUGGCUGCAGCAGCCAUUGUGGGGUGAACCAAUGGAAAAGGAAGACCUUUCUCUCUGUGUCUCUGUCCACUCUGCCUGUCAAAAAAAAAAAAAAAAGAGGGGGAGACAGACAAAGAUUUUCAGUCCACUGGUUCACUCCCCAAAUGGCCACAAAGGCCAGAGCUGGGCCAACCCAGAGGCAGGAGCUUCUUCGGGAUCUCCCCAGCACUUGGGUGGUCCUGUACUGCUCUCCCAGGCCACAGCCAAGGGCUGAAUUGGAAGAGGAGCAGCCGGGACAUAAGCUGGUGCCCAUAUAGGAUGCUAGUACCUGCCUCAGAAAUAAAUCUUUAAAAAUAAAAAACUAGGUUUUUCUUAAAUACUGUUAACAGGAUUAUUAAAAUUAGCAUGUCACUGAAAACACACUAAGAGUCCUAAAAACUUUUCCUCGCUAAAAGCUUUUGAAGUUAGAAAUUUAUCAUCAUAUAUCCCUUAGGACAACAAACAAGAAACAGUGGGCCUCUCUCCACAUCUCCAACAGAGAUGACUGGAAAUGAGGCUUACAGCUCUAACGGCACCAACUCUGAAAAGUUUAGAGACAAACUGAAAGCAAAAGGAAGUUCUAAAUCUCUUACUAAUCCAUUUCUAAGAUACUAUAUUUCCAUUAUCACAUAUUUGAAUGUUACUUGAAAUCAAUGUUACUACCAUUUUCAAAUAAACACUUUGCCAGUUUGCAGUUCAGAACUUGGUUUGGUUUGUAGACAUUCUGACACUUUUUCUAACAGCUCAUCAUUCCCUGAUACAGACUGUUUCCCACACACUGAAGUUUGAUCAUUUCUACAGUACAAAAACAUGUGAACAUGUCCAGUUCCAUCUCUGGGAGAACUACACCGUCCAGCUGCUAAGAAUGCCCUUGAUAACCAGCCUUUCUCAUUGUCCCCCCCCCACCCCACACACACAGUGAAUACAGUGAACCAGGGCAGCAGCAGCAGUCAGCAGAGCUGGCUACACCGGUGCACAUUCAAGGUUCUCCUUUCCUGAACCUCAGAUAGCUCAGCUGAGCUGGCUCUUCCUUACCUGAAGGAACACCCUCUUUGGCUUUGGACUGGCAGGACUGGAGGAAUAUGGGAAAAAAGUUCCACUGCAAACCAAGAGGAACGUAACUGCACACACCAGAGUUAAAGACAGCAUGGUUUUUUUGGUGCUUUUGGCAAGGUAGAUGAAGUUAAU
This is a messenger RNA of Oryctolagus cuniculus (rabbit), 24222 nucleotides long. It is a transcript of the gene RIC1, whose product is annotated as RIC1 partner of RAB6A GEF complex. Gene Ontology annotation, biological process: intracellular protein transport; retrograde transport, endosome to Golgi. Gene Ontology annotation, molecular function: protein binding. NCBI's taxonomy places the organism in Eukaryota, Metazoa, Chordata, Mammalia, Lagomorpha, Leporidae. The record is from RefSeq and is a predicted model, not a curated record. Gene Ontology annotation, cellular component: Golgi membrane; cytosol; Ric1-Rgp1 guanyl-nucleotide exchange factor complex.